This is a messenger RNA of Amphiprion ocellaris (clown anemonefish), 2684 nucleotides long. RefSeq names its product B-cell scaffold protein with ankyrin repeats-like. The record is from RefSeq and is a predicted model, not a curated record. NCBI's taxonomy places the organism in Eukaryota, Metazoa, Chordata, Actinopteri, Pomacentridae. Gene Ontology annotation, molecular function: protein tyrosine kinase binding; signaling receptor binding. Gene Ontology annotation, biological process: B cell activation; negative regulation of B cell activation; negative regulation of phosphatidylinositol 3-kinase/protein kinase B signal transduction. The transcript is spliced from 17 exons. The coding region runs from base 203 to 2038 and encodes 611 amino acids.
UCAAAGGAAAUAAAUGGCGGCAAACUGCUAUUAGUGAGACACUUGUGUGUUAUGAGUCACUGGUUUGGCAGGUGGAGGCAGUUAAUGAAGCUCUGAGUUCUACAUUUUCUGCAGAGUGCAUGGAAACUUCCUCUUAUCUGAGCUCCUGCUGUUUUCCAUGUUUCAGUGAAGUGAGACCUGCACACAAAGCAGCACUGCAGAAAUGAGCCAGACAGCUGAGGAUCUGCUCAUCAUCUAUGAGACCGAGGCAAAGCAAUGGGCGACCUACCUGCAGUCCCUUUUCACCGGUUCCAUCUCAGAGGCCGGGAUCUGCUGCUACGACAUCGCCACGGUGUCCAGCCGGAGGGACGACUUCCUCAGGCUGUCCCGCUACACCUGCAAGCUGCUGAUCCUUUCUAAAGGCAUGCUGGAGAGCUUCUGCCCGAUGCGACGCUUCUUCCUGGCCCGGGUUUUGAGCCCGGCAGCCCAUGUGGUGGUGCUGCUGUGCGGGGUGGAUUCUCUGACCCCUCUGCUGGAGCUGGUGCCCCUCAACGGCGACGAGUGCCUGCAGAUCUCCAGCGAACAAGAUGCUGCAGAGUACCUGUCCACUGUGACCGACAUUGUGAGAAAAGGUGUAUCAGCCUCCGCAGCAAAUGCCAACCUCUUGACACGUAGACCAUCAGGAUCAGAGCAGAAGGCGGAACAAACACAGUCGACUGGAACUGACAGUGCCAGAUCCAGCAUAAUGGUCAUUCCUCCCAGAGUUCCCUGCGGGAGCUCCGCGGAGGUUUUCAUUCUUUUGAGGAAUGAGGCGGCCGCUAGCAACGCUGAGGUUGAAUUUAGUGGCGAAAACCAGAUGCUGAGACUGAAGCCUGUCCGCUGGAACGAGCGAAUCCUGUGUGUCAGUGCUCCAGAUUUUCCAGCAGGGAAUGUAAAAGUGACUGUUUUUAGUGGUGGAGUGGCCCUGAAAAGCACACAGUUGCAGUACUACAGCAGCAUGGAGGAGAUCACCUGCCUUCUGUUGAGGGUAGCAGACCCUGUAGAUUUCAUGUGUCAGGCUCUUCAGGUGUCCUCUGUGGACAAGCUGGAUGAGAAGUUGGCCUCCAUGCUGUUGGAGGUGAUGCCCACCGGAGGCUUUCAGGGACUGCAGAGUGAAAACACACCUGAAAGAGAGCUCCAUCAUGCAGAUGUCCCCUCACUCCUUCACUUCGCUGCUCAGUAUGGAUUCAGGAGCGUCUCCAGCCUCCUACUGCAGUGUCCAGGUGCUGACCGAGCAUUGCACACGGCCAAUCGCCACGGACAGACUCCCACUGAGAUUGCCAAGAGCCACGGCCACACAGAGCUUCACGUCUUACUGAAAGAGACGCUGAAUAUGUUGAACUCAGGCGAGGACAAUGGUGAUUCCAGUGUCUACGAAAUGAUGUGCAACGCAGGGAAUCUCUCCAUCACAGAUGUACAGAAACAGCAAGGCGGCGAGGAUAAAGAGGGGGAGGAUGAGGAUCUGUACGCGCCACUGGGGAUGAAUGAUGAAUAUGACACCUUCCUGAACUCCACAAAAGCGGUGCUCGUUGCCAAUCGCCCACCAGCACCCACACCUCGGCCCGAGAGCACCCAGGUGAAGGAGAGCGGAACCCCGUACAUCGCUCAAGUGUUCCAGCAGAAGACGCUACAGAGUGAUGCUGAUCUCUAUUCACUUCCCACUAAACAAGCACGCGGUCGGGAAGACAGAAAAAGUUCCACCUAUGACACCUUUGAGCCGAACAGAGUUCGGCAGCUCGUUGAGCAGAGAAGGAAGUCAGGUUUACUCACCGUGGAUGGUGCUGCUGAGAGGACCGUGGACGGCAGGCAGCAGGAGAAGUUGAGUCAUCUGAGAGCCAGUAUCAUCAACAACAGAGCGGAUGAUGACAGUGUAUAUGAUAAAAUCAACAUCGUUCAUCAGGCGCCAAGUGUUGCGGUGAAUGAAAGUCGGAGAGGAAGCCAACCAGCGGAGUCGGAUUUUUACAGCAAGCCACUGAAAGGACAGCAGUCAUAUUUCUUUCGGAAAGCCGACAAACGAUGAAGGCUCCAUCACCCAACAAAGAUCCCAUUACUUCACCAAAUGUACCACAUCUAAUCUGAUUAAAUAACAAAAUGUGUUCCUUUUAAAACUUGUAUUAUUAUCUUUGUUUUAUUUUUCAGCCUAUUAAGAAGCAAAAUGAUAAAUGUUGAUGAUAAACUUACAUGUAAAAUGCAGCAUAUGGAUACAAAUGCACUUUUUCAGCACCUUUCAAUCCUAAUUUUGUGAAAUGGGUGUCUACUGCUACUACUUUCUGUAAUUUCGAAGAUUAAACUACCUAAAAAGGGUUCUUUUUUAUCUCUAUGCUGAGCUUUUUAAUAUUUACAGCAAUUUUAAAGUGAAUCAGGAUUUAAAAAGUCGAGCAGAAUAAAAUCUAUGUCAUUUUACCUGGCAAGAUUGAUUGUCACGUGUCAGUGCUCAAGGGAAAAUAAAUAAAUUCUCCAAGAAUUUACCCUCAAGAGGGCGCCAUAUCUCUAAAUAUACCCAUCACAGGGCUGGGGCUGAAAAAACCGAGACAUCUGGUGAGCACAGAAGCACCUGCUGACCUCCUGUUGGCUGGGAGGCAAGCAAUGGAAAAAAACUGCAUCCAUACAUGUUUGAGAAUGUAAACGGAAAGUAAAAACGCUCACGCAGAAGGUGAGAACAUCAG